This is a messenger RNA of Oppia nitens, 1623 nucleotides long. RefSeq lists its product as uncharacterized. The record is from RefSeq and is a predicted model, not a curated record. The coding region runs from base 530 to 1483 and encodes 317 amino acids. Lineage: Eukaryota; Metazoa; Arthropoda; Arachnida; Sarcoptiformes; Oppiidae. The transcript is spliced from 6 exons.
UUGUUAACUGAAUUGUGAGUUUAUAUCAAUCGCUUUACAACACAUACAAACACAUAAAAUACAUACCACUCAAGUGACUCACAAAUCUAGACUAACUUCUAAUAGAGAAAGAGAGAGASAGAGAGAGAGGACAGACAGUUAUUUUGCAAAGUGAUGAAGAAUAAGAUGAUGUGAUGUUAUUUUUUGGUUUGUUUUUAGUCUUAAAUAGUCUUUAUAUCUUUUUUUUUGUGUUUUGUUUGACCGACAACUUUCUCUGAAGAGCUCUGAAGAAUCCGUAAAGAAGAGAGAAUAGUCACAUACGGAGAGAGAGAGAAAAAAACGUCUCUUUUAAUCGACUUCUCCCUCAUGUGUUUAUUUGGCCACAAAAAAUAAUCACAACAUUACAUUGUGUUUAUGUAUUGUGAAAGAAAGAGUGAAACAACUAAAUACAAUAAGUGUCUAAUAUAAUAAAAUAAUAUAACUUUUUUUGGUGUUACCAGUGCUAACAUAACAGUACGACAACAACGACGACGACUCGUGUGCUCCCGAUAUGAUAACAUCAAUAAUAAAGACUUUUUCAUUGAGUUUAUUGAUUUUGGUCUACUUUUGUCUAUUGUUUACGAGAGAUUUACGGGUGGAAUGCGUGCGAAUAACUGGUAUGAGUCCCACACAGUCUAUGGCCAACGGCUCACAGCACAGUGUGGUACUGGACUGUCAGUUCGAGAUGGAUGAGCUCCAAGACAAAAUGGUUGUCCUUAAAUGGUACCAUAAAGGCGAUACCGUUCCCAUCUAUCAAUGGAUUAUAUCGAAAAAUAGCCGAAAAUAUUCGGACAAAAUUGAGCCAUUCGUUGAUAAGACUUAUUUAGCUAACAAUUCGGUGUCGACACAGUUCCGGGCCAUUCGUCUGGUAAACCCUACCGUCAGGUUAAGUGGUAUUUAUGAAUGUAGUGUUCAGUCACUUGAAAGCCACGACAUUCAGACCACUGAACUCAUUAUUUAUGUACCAGCAAAAAGAUUUACAAUGCAAGCCAUUGAAGUGGUCAAUGGUGUCAACAUAACUUGUGAGGCCAGUGGACUGUCACCCGAGCCAAGGCUUACAUUGUUUCGUAUAACACAAUCAACUGAACCAAACAAUAACAGUGGUAUGAAUGCCAUUGAAGUGAUAGAUAGAGUGGCCGUAACACUGAUUCACGGACAGUCUGGUCUUUACGACAUCUCAUUGACAGCACAUGUAUAUGAAGACUCAUAUUCCGGUUUAGAUGCAACCGAUCAUUACGAGUGUCGACUAACUAUUGAUAAAACCGGCUAUCAGGACACUAAAACUGUGGCCAUUCAAGCAGGUUGGCACACAAGAUAUUAUACUCGCAGCUCAUCCAACAACAAAUUUAUAGCACUGAAGCAGACAUCGACAUCACUGAUGGCUGUUGUUCUCCCUCUUCUGGCAGUCUUAGUCAUCAUAAUCAACAAUAACAACAACAUUAUCAAUACUUUUAUUAUCGCAUAAAAUACUAGUGAAGAAGUGGUAGUCACACGAGUUGAGUCACUCACUCCCAGUGCUCACAAUUUAAUGUGUUGUGUUGUUAUGCAUCAUAUGUCAGAGCAUUUGGUUUUUAUAUAUCACAUAAAUAUAUUUUAUAUAUCAAA